Molecule: messenger RNA, 4796 nt
Organism: Ctenopharyngodon idella (grass carp)
Lineage: Eukaryota; Metazoa; Chordata; Actinopteri; Cypriniformes; Xenocyprididae
Gene: cdhr2
Product: cadherin related family member 2
Exons: 31
Coding region: 121-4101 (1326 amino acids)
Biological process (GO): homophilic cell-cell adhesion
Cellular component (GO): catenin complex; plasma membrane
Molecular function (GO): cadherin binding; calcium ion binding
Source: RefSeq, a predicted model, not a curated record
GUACUGAGAUUUCUUUCAAUUUUGAUUGCAGACUAUGAUGUCUUGACAAAUCUAAGGAGAAAUAUUUGAGAUUUUAAAAAAGAAAUAAUCAGUGAUUUUACAUAGUUAUUGGUAUAUUAAAUGAAAAAUCAGUGCAAGUGUGUUAUUUAUGAUAUUCAACCAUUCCAGGGCUUGAAAUCCUUACAGACAGACAUGGGGAAGAUGGGGACACCUUUACUUCUCCUUUUCACUUUUUUAGCCUCUGCGUAUUGUAAUUCUGUCCCUGAGAUUAACAUGAAUACGGUAAACGUGAGAGAAGAUCUUCAAAAAGGUGCAUUUGCAUUUCAAAUCAUUGCAUCUGAUCCGGAUGGUGACAUUCUAACAUAUGAUAUCAGAGGAACAGACUCUAGUUUUUUUAACGUCAACAAAAACACUGGUGCAGUCACAAUCAACAAUCUGCUGGACAGAGAGACAAAACCCCUCUUAAACAUAGAUGCUGUGGUGAAUGAUGGUGUUUAUGCGGACGUGAUAAAAGUCAUUUAUAUUAUUGUGGAUGAUGCUAAUGAUAACGCACCUGUAUUCCAUGGCCUGCCCUACAACGUAGAGGUCCUAGAGAAUGUAGCUGUGAACAGUACACUAUUCAGAGCAAAUGCCACAGAUAAAGAUAUUGGCACCGCUUCUAAUGUGUUCUACAAAAUUGAUGAAGUGGUACCAAAUGAUGUGGCUAACCUGUUUUCAAUUUCUGCGACCACUGGAAUUGUUGUCCUGGACGGAACUUUAAACUACACUGAGCAAAGCCCUUUCUAUCAGAUACUAAUCAAUGCAUCUGAUGGUGGUGGAGAACUGAAUGGCACACACGUGGUUCAAUCCACAUCAGCAUAUGCAUUCAUUACAGUUAAAGAUGUGCCGGAUAUCAACCCACAAUUUCUGAAUUUACCUAACUUUAUUGGUGUUGAGGAGAAUUCAGAUGUGGGUAAGUCAGUCUUCGCUGUGAAAGCCAGAGAUCCAGAUACUGGGGUCAACGACAAGAUCCGCUACAGCAUUGAAAAUACUAAUGCACCAGACCUGUUCCAAAUUGAUGAGAACACUGGUGUAAUAUCUGUCAAAACUCAAAUAGACCGAGAGGAAUUACUGGACAUAGAUGCUACUGUAGUACUGAACAUAAAGGCAAGUGAGACAAACCUUAAUGUGGAUGGAGUUAUUGCGAGCACAGUAUUAGACCUAACAAUUACUAUUGGCGACCAGAAUGACAACGGCCCUGAAUUUUAUGAGUGUGAAGGUGAAACCUGCACAAAGAAAAACAGCUUCACGGGCAAUGUUGAUGAGCAUUCAUCUGCAGGACUGGCAGUAGCUGAACUGAAUAUAGGAGUCAAAGAUCCAGACCAGAGGGAAAACAGCAGGUUUAAUCUCGAACUUGAUGGACCUGAUAAAGAUGCGUUCUCUGUCAGUCCCAGUUCCGGAUUGGGAGAAAGUUCUGUACAAGUGACAAUAAAAGAUCCUACCGCUGUUGAUUAUGAGAAGAAGAAAGUUAUGUCUGUUCAGAUUAUUGCUAAAGAUGCCAGUAAAGACUUCACCUCUACGGCCUCUGUCACCAUUAACAUCAAUGAUGUAAAUGACAACUUUCCUAAGUUUCCUAAGGAGGUUUAUAAUGAAGCUGUUGAUGAACACUGUGAAGAUGGAACUUUUGUGGCUACCAUUACUGCAACAGAUGCAGAUGCCUUGGAUGAUGGCAAAAUCACAUACAGAUUGAUGCCAGAAAGCAUGCAGCAGUAUUUUGAUGUCUAUCCAAAUGGAACUGUCUAUGUAAAAAAUGGAAGGCUUCUUGACAGGGAAAGCAUCAAUUCCUACUCACCCACCCUGCAGGCCUUGGAUUCAGUCAACCAGACUGGUAGCACUGUUGUGAUGAUUGAAAUUAAGGAUAUUAAUGAUCAGACACCAGAGAUGAACAGAGAAGUUUAUGAGGCCUAUGUAAAAGAGAACAGCAAUUUUGAGCUUCAAAUCAAGGCUAUAGACAAUGAUGAGCCAAAGACUCCAAACAGCGAAAUCCAGUAUCGCAUUGAAAACAGCUUAUUCAGUAGUAACUUCAUCAUAGACCCGGACAGUGGUUUGCUUAAAAACAAUGGUCAGUUGGAUCGCGAGGCCAUGGAUCCUCUUCUAAAUGGUGUGAUUGAGUUGAUAGUGGUCGCUUCAGACAUGGGCACACCCUCCCUUUCCUCAUCAGCCAAUGUGACCAUCAACAUUGAGGAUGUCAAUGAUAAUUCUCCACAGUUCCUGGAGCCUGUUCCCAAAUCCUUUCAUGUAAAGGAAAGUGAAAGAGGCAUAUUGGUUGGUUCUCUGCUGGCUCACGACGCCGACCAAACAGACUUCAAUAAUCGCAUCAUUUUCAGCAUCACUGAAGGCAGUUUUGGGAGUUUCAUCUUAUAUUCUGAGGCUCUCAGUGAAGGUUACAGGGGCAACAUCACGGUGGAUCCCGCUGUUGAGCUGGACUACGAAAGUGACCGCAAGUCUUAUGAUCUGACAGUGGAGGCCGCGGACUUGGGUCAGAACAGGGUUACGAUUAAAGUGGAAGUGAUAGUGGAUGAUGUUAAUGACACUCCACCUGUAUUCCCAUCCGACAUGACCCUGAGAGUAAAUGAGAACAGCAUUUUGCCAGUGCCUCUGGACACAAUCAAAGGCGAAGAUGUGGACACCAAACACAUUCUAGAAUAUGAGCUUAUUUCUAGUGAGUGCCAGUGCAAUGGCACCGUAGGGCUGUGCCCCGAGGAGUGGUUCAAAGUUGAGCGUAACGGCAAUGUGAUGGCGAUUAAUAGUUAUGAUAUUGACUAUGAGAAAUGUGAUAAAGUGUUCUUGAAUGCCAUGGUGGUGGAUCUUCUAACUGAGAAGGGGGAGAACAGUAGUAUAGGGACUGUGACCAUUAAUAUUGUGGAUAUCAAUGACAACGCCCCAGAGUUCGUCGUCAUGCAGGAUUUCUAUGUUGUAGUCAUUGACAAAGUAGAGCAGGGCACAUCUGUCGCCAGAGUUUAUGCCAAAGACAGAGACACAGAGCCAGAUAACAGGAAAACCACCUUUACAGUUACCAAGGUGGUCUUUGUCGGCAGUGAAGGGAAUUCCACAGAUGUUUUGGUUCUCACCGCUGACACUCCCGCUCAGGAAGAUGCUGAAGGAAUUUUUUCUACACAUAUAAGGUCCCAGAUGAAUAUGGAUAGUAAUAAAAAAGGGAAGUUCAUGGUUGAGGUGCAGGCGUCUAACCCUGAUGGUCUCAAUUCCACCUCUGUGGUUGAGCUUCUCACAGUUGACAGAUCCUACAGAGUCAGUCUCAGAUUUAAUGCGCCUGUGUCUGAAGUCAAUGAAAAUUUGCAUAAAAUCAGAAAUAUUCUGACAAGUGCUACAAAAGCAACGGUGGAAUUCUUUAAUGUGUUUAGUGAGACGGGUGCUCAACGAUCUGAAGAGACGACUAUUUUGGAGGCUUAUUUUGUGUUCAGAAACGGCACAGCUCUUGACUAUGAUGCAGUGACCUCAAUCCUGAAUUCAGAGGAAGUCUAUAGGGAAUUUGGAUACCAACUAGUUGAGCUUGGAUUUACUGGCAUCUCGACAACAAUUACCGAUACUACAGAAGUCAAGACAGAGGUAUUCAUCAUGAUUGGUUUGAUGGCUGCACUGGCGAUCGUUCUUGUUGUAACAACCACCUCACUUGUGUGCAUCAGAAGGAACUACAAGAGGAAACUAAAGGCAGCCAAAGCCAUGAACUCAGCAGCCACAGUGGUCAUACAGAAUCAGAAGAGCGGGCCUGUUGUUCCUGGAACCAACAAAUACACCAAAGAAGGAGCAAACCCAGUGCUGAAUAUGAAUAUCGACACAGCCACAGACCUUGGCUUUGAUGAAGAUGGCUCCAGCGCAGACAGAGAGAGCCUUAAUUCCCUGGACUACAACAUUGAUAUGACCAUGACAGAGAAAGACACUAUGCCAAUGAUGGCAAUUCAGGAAGAAGAGGAGGAGGAUGACGAAAGGAGCGAAUCUCCAUACAUUGAGCCUUUGGGUGCUGCAUUGGCCCAGCGAGAGAAGAGGAGAGGUGCAGACAGCCUCACUUUUGCAAACCCUUCCAUAGACACCACUGAUCUUUAACAUUCAACCACUGACCUCCAUCUUUCUGCCAUUUUAUAUGUGGUUCUGCCAAAAAAGAGAAAAGACACAAUUUCAUACUAUAUUCUAUUUGACCAAACUCUAACUCUAAACAAGACUUUUGAAGUUAACCCAUGACUUUGAAUGCUGUAUCAACAAUGCACUUUGAAAUUUAAGAGUUGGUCGGGGAAAGAAAAAAAAAAAAAAAAAAAUGUUGGGGAAAGAACCAUUCUCAUUGCACUAAAUACAAGUGGUCUUUGAAGCCUAAUUUUAUUAGGCUAAAAUAAAAAAUUCAUUAUUUUUGUUAUUUUCCAUCAUUUUCUUUUGGAAUCUCUAAUAUGUAAUACUUAAUCCUUUAUAUAAAGUUUUGUUGUACAGAUGAAUGGAACUCUUUAAAAAAAUGUUGAUUUUUUAAAUGUUUAUAUUAUUUUCUCUCUCUGAACAAAAACAAGCUGCAUCAACAGAAACUAAAGUAUAAAACUGCUUGUCUACUCUGCCAAAUAUUACCUGGCACUUGCCUGCUUAGUUUAGGUCUGAUCAAAGUUAGCAAAAAAAAAAAAAAAAAUCAUAUCUUGCUAAGCCAGAUUGGUGGCCAGGGUGUAUAUAUCGUAAACUGUCUAUAUAUGGUGUAUUGUUAUAUGUUCCAAAAUUUUCUUUUUUGCUAUUUUACUCAAAUAAAAUUGAUCAUGUUAUCAAAA